Messenger RNA from Heterotrigona itama, 1133 nucleotides. Lineage: Eukaryota; Metazoa; Arthropoda; Insecta; Hymenoptera; Apidae. The record is from the annotation of a GenBank genome assembly.
GUUUACUGUAAUGGUUUACGAUUACAGCAAAUAGACGUUUGUAUACAAAAAAACGAUAGAUGUUUUGAUCAUUGACUUAAUUAUUGACUGUAUCUUUGUCUACGACACGUUCCAGACGAGGAUGAAAUAUUGAAAUAACCGAUCUUUUCAUUGUUUAUGCCGCGGGGAUUUCGCGGUUUUCUUUGUACUUUUUUUCGUGUCGUAGCUGUAGACGACAAUUAGUUUUGUAAGUUUGAGCAAAUGAGAUAUGUUAGUUCACUGAAUCUGUUGUUGCUUGAACUUCAAUACCAGAAAAAUGCCAAAUGGAACUUUUGUGACUGUACUCAUCGGGGUCACCGUAGCUACGGUUAUUUAUUUUAUAUUUGGAAAUAAUAAGCAAAGAACUCAGCAACAGUACUAUCAAUACUCAACAAAGCGCUACUCGGAACCAGAGAACACGAAUAAAGAAUGUUCAAUAUGUUUAGUUUCAUUGAGAUGUAAAGAACGAUAUAUGUUACCUUGUGAACAUGAAUUUCACAAGGGAUGCAUCGAAAAGUGGAAAAAUCAAUCACCUGGGCAUCAAGCAUUGUGUCCACUGUGCAGAUCACCAUUUAACUUGUAAUGUACUUUCAAAUGAAUAUACAAAUUUAAUUUAAAACCAUGCUAUUUGAAACUUAAGCAAUCAAUAAAAAAAUGAAAUAUUUUUAAAACUUGCGUAUAUGAGCAUUUUAUUAAAUGCAUCUUCUCUUUUGUAAGUAAUAUAGAACAGUGUUUAUAAUAUCAUUUCAUAAAUAGAAAUGUAAGAGAUUUUUUAGAAAAAGUCUAUAAUAUUUCUCUCAAAAUGUAAAAUUUAUGACUUUGUGAAAAGAUACAUUAUUAUUAUCAUUGUUUUCAUCAUAUGAGAAAUUAUAAAUGAUCAAACUCUGAAGCUUUUUUUAUAUGUAGCAAUUAACAUUUUAAAUCGUGAUACAUUAAUUUGGAUAUGACAUCAGUACAUAAAGUUGUUAAUAAUUUAGUAGUAGCUACAUUUGAUACUUUUAAUUAGAAGUGUGCAAAUAUCAAAAAGAGUACAAAUUUAGAUUGAGUCUAGAAUUCUUGAUAUCGGGUUGAAAUUCUGAAAGUUUAUAUAAAUAUAAUUAUAUAUAUAAUAUAUA